Linum trigynum is the source of this 2056-nucleotide messenger RNA. NCBI's taxonomy places the organism in Eukaryota, Viridiplantae, Streptophyta, Magnoliopsida, Malpighiales, Linaceae. The record is from the annotation of a GenBank genome assembly.
GCCAAACCAUCUCUUAAUGCGUUUACAAAGAAAUGAGUUGACGAUAUUAUCCUCCGUUCUAUUCCAUUUUCCAUAUAAUAAUUUUGGUUCCUUUAUUCUCCCCACGCCUUCCGUCCGUCCCAUCCCUACUUUCGUCGUUGUCUUCUUCUUCCUCCAUUCCACAGAUCUCUGAAUUCCAAGGGGAAAUAAGAUGGUGAGUGACACGAGCAACAACGCAGCUCCGCCCUCGCAUAUGGAGAAGCGGCCCAAGACGAAGAUCGUCUGCACGCUGGGCCCGGCCUCCAGAUCCGUGCCCAUGGUUGAGAAGCUCCUCCGCGCCGGCAUGAACGUCGCCCGCUUCAAUUUCUCUCACGGAUCUCACGAGUACCACCAGGAGACUCUCGACAAUCUCCGCACCGCCAUGGCCAACACCGGAAUCCUCUGUGCCGUCAUGCUCGACACCAAGGGUCCAGAAAUCCGAACUGGGUUCCUCAAGGAUGGUAAACCUAUCCAAAUAAAGCAGGGUCAGGAAAUCACCAUAUCGACCGACUAUUCCAUAAAGGGCGAUGAGAAUACGAUAUGCAUGAGCUACAAAAAGUUGGCUGAAGAUGUCAAGCCCGGGAUGGUGAUUCUCUGUUCCGAUGGCACAAUCUCCUUCACUGUCUUAUCAUGUGACAAAGCAGCAGGGUUGGUUAAGUGCCGGUGUGAAAACUCUGCCGUCCUUGGUGAGAGGAAGAAUGUUAAUCUCCCUGGUGUCAUAGUUGAUCUUCCUACAUUGACAGAGAAGGACAAGGAAGAUAUCAUGAAGUGGGGAGUUCCAAAUCAAAUCGACAUGAUAGCUCUUUCUUUUGUUAGAAAGGGCUCUGAUCUUGUGGAGGUGCGGAAGUUGCUAGGACCUCAUGCCAAGAAUAUCCUCCUUAUGUCAAAGGUUGAAAAUCAAGAGGGUGUGGCGAAUUUUGAUGACAUCUUAGCCAAUACAGAUGCAUUUAUGGUGGCACGUGGUGAUCUCGGAAUGGAAAUUCCAAUUGAAAAGAUCUUUCUGGCGCAGAAAGUAAUGAUCUACAAGUGCAACAUCCAAGGAAAACCAGUAGUCACUGCAACUCAGAUGCUGGAAUCCAUGAUCAAGUCCCCCAGACCAACCCGAGCCGAGGCCACCGAUGUUGCAAAUGCGGUUCUUGACGGAACUGACUGUGUCAUGUUGAGUGGCGAAACAGCUGCGGGAGCAUAUCCCGAACUAGCUGUCCGUACCAUGGCUAAGAUAUGUGUGGAAGCAGAGAGCACGCUGGACUAUGGAGAUGUGUUCAAAAGAAUAAUGCAGCACUCACCUGUCCCCAUGAGCCCAUUAGAGAGCUUAGCCUCUUCUGCAGUGAGAACAGCAAAUUCAGCAAAAGCAUCCAUCAUAUUGGUGCUCACCAGGGGAGGGAGUACUGCAAAGCUGGUCGCUAAAUAUAGGCCUGGGAUGCCGAUUCUGUCGGUGGUUGUACCCGAGAUAAAGACCGAUUCAUUCGAUUGGUCGUGCAGUGAUGAAGCUCCUGCAAGGCAUAGCCUGAUCUUCCGUGGGUUGGUCCCGGUUCUGUAUGCUGGCUCAGCUAGGGCUUCUCAUGAGGAGACAACGGAGGAAGCUCUUGAUUUUGCUGUUCAGCAUGCCAAGUUGAAGGGACUCUGCAAGACAGGGGAUUCUGUUGUGGCUCUGCACCGGGUUGGAACAGCUUCGGUGAUCAAGAUCAUAACGGUCAAGUAAGUGUUUGGGUUUCAGUAACUUGGUACAGAGAGGUUUGAAGAGCGGAUACUGCUAAUAAUUUGGGCAGUCAUAUAGCCUAUGUUUGUGUUUACUUGUUUUGAUUGGUUGGACAAUGGCGAUUGUUUCCCUUUAUAUCUAGACACUGGGAACCAAAUGAUUAUUUUUAAAUGCUUCGGAUACUCUGAAAACGAUGAUAACAGUGUCCACUUCUCUGAACUUAUGUGCGUUUUGGUUUUGUUUGAUUAUGAAUCGGUGUUGGCUCCGGGUAAUUAUCUCAUCUUUCAAGAUUUUGUUUGCUAAACUUGGUCCCAGAUUUUAUAAAAAAGUUCUGCUUGA